AUGAAACUUGACAACACAUUUCGUUUUGUAAAAUAUAGAGAUGAAAUUAAGAAAAAGGUUGUUGUAUCAUUUAAGACCGAUCACUUUGAUGGCGAAGUAAAUCCAACCAAUAAUAAUACUCUUUCGCAGGAUUCUUUAGAUAGUUAUUUUGCUUCAGCUGUUGAGAAGUGGACAGAUAGUAGCUCAAGUGAACAGUUCCUUGCAUUUCGAAGAAAAAUCGCUCCAUACGUAUUAUCCCUAAAGUUAAUUAUUUUCCAUCAAGAUGUUAUAUGUAAGGAGUUGAAAUUAUUUUGGGAACAGUUGGGUGAUGCCUGUUUACCACCGGCUUUAGAUCUGGUGGCUAAUUUAGCAUGUGACAUCCGGGAGGAUUUCUUCAAGCAUAUUGAUGAGUUUAUGCCACUUGUUGUUGGAGCUAUAACAAGGAAUUCAAAGAAUGCUGAGUUUCUGGCCCAUUGUUUCAACUGCUUGUCACAUUUGGUUUACUUUUUACAUCGAUCAAUGGUUAAAAACAUCCGGAAAAUUUUAAAAUGUUUUCUACCAUUACUGUCUCACCAUUCGACAGAAAUUCCAAGGUUUACAGCUGAGUGCUUAGCUUUCUUGUUCAGAAAGUUUGAAGAUAAAAUUGCAUUGUUUCAUAUUUUGGAUGAAAUGAUUCAAGAUUCUGAGUGCCUUGGAAUUGUAUUAGCAGAAAUUUUGUCAGGUGUUGGUGAAAAAGUGCAUACAACUUCUUUGGAGAUUCUUCCUUGUUUAUUAGAUUCGUUGUUUAACUCUGACGGUGAUAUUAAACAACCUGUACAGUUUCUCUGUGAUAGUGACAAAAACAAAGACUCCUCACCAGCUUUUAGCAAUGCCUCCAUGAAAACAAUAAGCUCGUCGGACGAUUUCUGUCCAGUCUCGAAAGGCAUCACUGCUGUCAGUUAUUCCCUUUCACAGUUGAUGAAGCGAAAUCCAUCUUCUGAACAAAUAAGUUAUAUUAUCCAAUAUUUUACUCGUCAAUGUCAGAGCUUAUCAGCUGCUCACAACCCCCAGCAUUUUUGUAAAUAUCUUACGCUCUUGACUAGUUUUCUUCAGUCAAUCGCGAAAUCAGAAUUUAUGUCUUCAUUUGAAGAAAAUAUUGGAGAGAUUCUUAUAAAGUUGACCAACUGUUAUUCAUCACCAGAUGUACUCGAUUUAUGUAGCAUUUUCCUGCAGUAUAUAUCUGAAAGAUAUAAUCCUUAUGACUUCAUUAAAUCAAUCAUUCAAAGUAAAACACAGAAAUUGGAAGCUCGAUUUGAAUUUUUGAAAAAUUUAGCGAAUUGGAAAUAUUUUGACAGGGUAAGUUGA
Messenger RNA from Schistosoma turkestanicum, 1323 nucleotides. The record is from the annotation of a GenBank genome assembly. Lineage: Eukaryota; Metazoa; Platyhelminthes; Trematoda; Strigeidida; Schistosomatidae.